UCCUCUUUCACCCAGUUGCAAGCCGCUCGGUAGCAGAGGGAAUGAAAGAUGAUGGAUGGAGAGAGGCAGCUCAAGGAGCAGUUAAGAUGAGACAAAAUUUGGGUCAAAAGCAGGUCAAAGGGGAAUUCCAAACCUAACCGCACAUGUUCCACGAAGAUAGUGAUCCACCCAACCGGGCACCACCCACAACGACGAGCGGAGGAAGGAGCGGCGUGCUCCUAGUCAGUAGGCAGCUGGUGCCUCUUCAGCUGCUUGAGCACUUGGACAGGGGAGUACGCGGGAUCGUAUGGCGGUCAGUAUUCGUACACGACGUCAGGAACCUCCUCACCUUCCCACAUAUCCUCAUGAAGGCGCACACGGUACGUCUCAUCCGCAAUCGCCUGAAAUGGGUGGACACGAGGUGCUUCCGACAGCGCUAGAGAUGGAGAGUUUGCAACAGAAUCCUCCGCGCAUAUGUCGUCGGGAUCACCUCUGGGAGCGCUCCCCAACGACAAUUCUACCAGAGGCGCUCUUGUAGUCUAAUCUGAAUUUUUGUGGCAGUAUAGACUGGUUUGGUCUUUGUCUCGUGGCGGUAUAGCCUGUUUGAUCAUGUGUGUCAUGGCGAAAAGGUCAAAGGAUAUUUGAAAGCUAACUUGAUGACGAGUGGCAUAGAGUUGUCUGCUUGAUAUGAGUUACUGAAUCAAUUUGUUGAGUCUAGCUAGAUCUUAGGUAUGUGUCAAACUUGAUUUGGUAAAGAUUGUCUAACCUUCGUAUUGGUGGGCAAAUGCAAGAUGUUAUAUGAUGUGAUAUAUGUUGAUGAAAAUCUAGUUUAAGUGAAUUUUUAGAAUGAUUUGAAUUCAUGAGAUUAGCCAUCUAAUGCAUGAUGUUGUAUGUUUAGUUUGAAGUGCAUUUGAAAGAUUUAUUGUAUGAAGAGUCAUAUGAUGAUGUCUUGAAGAGUAUGCGUAUGAAAGAGUAUGAUUGAUCCUCAUGGUUUAUCUAUUUUAUGUCGAGGAUGAUCUUAAAUCGAUCAUCCACAAGGAACUAUGCCAAUGGGUUCAUUCUUCCUUUGACAUGUCAUUAUCUCGUGGUAAUAGACUUGUCAUCUAGCAUUUUGUCUUUGUCUGCUCAGUGAGCUCAAUGUAUGUCAUAUCUGGAGACUGAUGGAAGAAUGGUCCCGUGUUUUCUCCAACUUGGACACUGGUGCUUGAGUGGCUGAUGUGUUAGCCAUAUGAUCCUCAAUAUAUAUGCGUGGUGAAUUGGUUGUGUAGAAGGAUUUUGUAGCAUGGUGGUUUGAGGAUAUGUGCUCCCUUAGCUUGAUUGAUAUUCUUGCUAUGAGAGUAUGUCGUGCUUGGCUUAGAGGAAUUUGUCAUCUCGAGGUAUUGUCUUGUUGAUGUUGAUUUUCUAAAGAUGUUUGAUUGACCUUGUCGAGAGGUAUGAAGUAACAAAAUACUUCGUUGGAGGAUAGCUUCAGUAACCCGUUGGUUCAAUGAAUUCGGGGUAUCCUGAGAUAUUUUUGGGGCAGGAUAUUUGGGUAGUUUGCUUUGUGAGGGUUUGAAAUUCUUCAUCAUCUAGGAUACAUCAUUGUUGUUGGACACUUUAUGUCCUGCUGGUACCAACUCUGAGUUUUGUGGUUGGCCAGUCUAGGGUACGACACACCUAGUCUUGUGUUGUGUAUUUCAUUUGGUAUUCAUGGUACAAACGAGCUUGUUCUUAUAGUCAGGUCGCUCAAUGAUAUUUUAACUGACUGGUUGGGUAGCUUGAACAGGGUGAUUCAAGAUCUUUGACAUUUCCUGUUUACUCAUGAUUUGAAGAGUUGGGACAUCCACUUUCUUCUUUCUUAUUGGGUAGCACCAGUUUGCCCCCGAGAAUAUGUCAUUUGCAUUCAGGUUUUCGGAACAAAGUGUGACUUUCACCAAUCUUGAAUUAGGAUGAAUGCAAACAAUGUUUGAAAAAUCUCAUUUGAGGAAGUAUGAUGGGAACUUGAUUUUGGAAAUCGAAGCCUUGUAUGAGGGAAGUGGGCGCAACUUGAAUAACAAGAUUUUUGUGUGGUUAAUGUAGAAUCAGAGAGAAAGGAAAAAUUGUGCUUUUAUUGAUUUCGAAAGAUUACACACCGCAUAAAACAAGAACCCUAGCCAAGCCAAGAAGCUUGGCUCUUUGAAAGAAAGAAACACAACACUCAAAUCCUCACUUCCCAAGAAUCAAUCACCCGGUUUACACACCCUAUGAUUGAUCUACUGAAGUUAGAUCAAGAAAGGACCCAUGACGAA
Molecule: messenger RNA, 2246 nt
Organism: Linum trigynum
Lineage: Eukaryota; Viridiplantae; Streptophyta; Magnoliopsida; Malpighiales; Linaceae
Source: the annotation of a GenBank genome assembly